AAAAUGGCUCGCCAACUCUACAUUGCUCAAAACUGCAGUUAUUCUUGCGACACGAACGGCAAUAGAGGCAAUCCCCACGCUCGAAAUUACUCCGCUUAUCUGCUGGAAUUCUUCGCUGUUUAUUGGUUUACUUCUACCAGAAUUGUUGGUUAACUGCGUGGAAGAAAUCUCGCUUCUAAAAGAUAAACUGUUUUGCCAGACGACACAGCCACAUGGACGAAAAUGAUUUCAACGAGAACUCGAGAAGAGAACCUGCUGCAACUGAGGUCAAGAGGAAAGGAUUGGCUUUGCUCAUUUACGACUUGAAGCAUCGCGAGUUGAUUCCGGUGAAAGUUCUGACUUUUAUCCUUUUUGCAGGCAUAGGAUCGCUAUUCUCGUUCAUCACCAUCCACAUGAAAUCGUUGGGAAUGACCGUCGAAGAGACGGGCAUUAUCAACAGUGUUUCUUCAGUUGCAGCCGUUUUUGCGCCUUUCUUCCUUGGCUUGAUUGCCGAUAAAGUUGGAAAUUUCAGGGUGAUGAUGUGCGUACUGACCACGAUUGUGGUUGCUGUAUCACUUCUCUUCGUGGUGAUCCCAGUCGGAAGAAUCCCGCACAAGUUCCCGGAUAGCAUGACGUUGGCAGUUGGAUGUGGAAACGAAACGAGCGACUAUCGUUCACCACAUCCUGAGGUGACAGACCUCGACUCGACUACGUGCCACUUGAAAUCACCCAAAGGCAACCAAAGCACAACCAAUGUUCCGGCCGUACUCGAAGCAUGCGGUUACGUCUGCUACAACCAAAAUCGAACGCCGGAUCCCUUCCAUGUAGAGGCCAAUCCCUUGCCAACGCAAGAAAUGCUCAAUGUCGAGGAACUUCCCGCGGCUAGUUUUCGUGAUUCUAUUUUCUUUUCCCAAAACUGGACUCUGGGUUUGGUUUGCUUCUUGGGCGAAGUAGAUACUUGCUCCUUCUCUAGUGAUUACUCCACAAAAGUAUCAUUGAAUUUCACCUUUGGUCUAGUUCCAUCUGCCAAAUCAACCAGAAUGUUCUCCUUACCAUUGAUCGCUGUGGAUAGCGAAGACGAACAGAAGAUGAGAAAUGUCUACUGUACAUCCAACAAUAGAAAUUACAAGUUCCGGCAGAAUCACCAUUACCAAGACAUCAAUCAAACGGACCACAACAACACCAUCUACCAAAUUUGCAAGCCUGAAUGCAUUGUUCGUGUCAAUCGCUCCGAUUUAUGCUCUAAUAUGGUUGAAUACGAAAACAUCGAUCCUAAGCUCACGUUCGGGCUUUACAUGGUUGUUCGCUUGUUGUUUGACACGUCGUGCGGAGUGCUGGAUCUCUUUGUGGCAGCAUCUGUGGCACUGGUCAACCAAGUAGGCGGCGAUUACGGUUUCCAGAGGAUGUUUGGAUUUAUUGGGGUCGCCAUUUUCUCUCCAAUUUCCGGAGCCUUGAUUGACUAUUUCAGCUCGGAUACCAACACUCAAGGCAAUAUUCGGCCUGCUUUCUACCUAUUUGCUGGUUUAUUUACAAUUGCAGCCAUCGUCAUGUUGAAGAUCAAUCUUGAUUUUAAACUUCCAGCGAAAUCUCCAUUCAAAGAUGUGACAUCUUUGUUGAAAAACGUCGAAUUGGACCUGUUGUUGUUCGCCGGCUUCCUUUCAGGAAUCGCCCAUGGUUACGGGAUUUUCUGGACUUUUCCCUUUUUGGAAGAGAUUGGGGGUACCAAAUCUUUGAUGGGGCUAUCCAACACGCUCCAGUCGUUAGCUUCUAUCCCGUUGCUCAUCUUUUCUGACCGCAUCUUUCGAAAGCUGAGCCACCCAAAUGUAAUAACUAUCUGCUUUGGAGCAGGCAUGAUCCGAUUUAUAGGAUACUCGUUUUUGUACGACCCGAACUUGUGUCUUCUGUUUGAGCCAAUGGAAGCCAUUUCCAGUACUCUGAUACGCACGGCGCUCAUAACGUAUGCAAAUGAGCUAGGGACGACGACUAACGUGGCUUCUAUUCAAGGACUGUUAUCAGGAAUCACUUUCGGACUAGGCUGGGGAGUAAGCAGCUAUGGCGGAAGCCUACUUAUUGAUGGGUAUGGCCAGCGAGUGACUUUCCGCGUGUUGGGUGUCAUGUCGUUCAUCGCUGGGUUCAUCUACUUGCUCUUUAAUUUUUUGUACUUGCGUCCAAAGAAAAACCAGCAAAUAACCGAGAGCAAUGCCCGCUUAGGUUUGAACGGGAAGAUCGAGACUUCCCAGUAACCCCCCCCCCUUUUUUUUUGAAAAAUUCCAGAUGAAAAUCCACUCUUAUUUAAUUCGUAUGUCUCUUUGACUACUAAUCCAGCGUUUUGCUACAAUUGCUGAAGUUGUCUAAAAAAUGUGAUCAAAGUAUUUGUGAUUUUUACGUAAGAUUGGCUGAAACAAGAUGAAAUAGAACGCGCAAGUGAU
Daphnia pulicaria is the source of this 2408-nucleotide messenger RNA. RefSeq lists its product as uncharacterized. Bases 213 to 2222 code for a protein of 669 amino acids. Gene Ontology annotation, cellular component: membrane. The record is from RefSeq and is a predicted model, not a curated record. NCBI's taxonomy places the organism in Eukaryota, Metazoa, Arthropoda, Branchiopoda, Diplostraca, Daphniidae. The transcript has 8 exons.